GAAUCGUAAAGAUCACGUGGGCCACUUUCACCGUUUGGGAAACUGUACUUGAAAAAGCUGUGAAGUGGUCAUUUGCUUCCAAUUUCUGACACUCAUUCGCAGACAGAUUUCAACUGUAUAUUUUAGUAUCUGCUGACUUAUGAGGGAACAUAGAUCGGGCCUACACCCGACAUUGGGUCCACAACAGAGACGGAUACGACAUAUCACUGGUAUUCUAGCUCGUAAUCUUACUUUUCAAAUAAGACCUAAUGGCAAGCAUGUCGAUACAUAUGGCUCUAUGAACUCAAAAGACGCUUCGCCUCCAAAGUUUGCUAUUGGAGACGACGACAAGACGGGUAGCCAGGCGCAUAGUUUGAACAGCAGUUCUUUCAAUACACCAUCUUCUUCUCGAAGUAGCUCUAGUGGGCAGUUGAAAGCCCCGAACUUUACAAUUGACGAUGCAGACACGUUCAAGGAGGAUCGACUGUCCAUUGUCCGCGACCGAUCGGCCACGAGUUCACCCUCUCCCCUUCCCAAAUCGCACACCGCUUCAUUGUCAUCUCCCUUGUCAUCGCGAGUAGAGGAACCUCGGCUUCCAAACCGGGCAGGAACACCAGUGUCAGUAGGCGCUAUCAACAACCUUCAUCAUCUUGAACCUCUCAAACGGGUGCAUAGUGGUUCCUCGAUUAUGUCAUUAGGGAGCACAACCGUAGAGGAUAGUAGUAUGUUACGCAGUGUCUAUCGCAACAGCCGUCAUGCAUCGGUAUCGGAUGUUGAGCGUGGACUUCUUGACUCCUAUUUCACACUGCACAUGUCCAUGAACGAUCCACCAUUUUACACCAGCGAAAUUGUGGCUAAUAGUAUUAAUCCGACUUUUCGAACGUUUGAUACCCUCGGUUUAUCCGACAUGUGCGACAAUCGAAAAAAUGAAGCUGUUAUUCGACUAUGGAGCCGUAAUUCUGUACCAGAGUCUGCAUCCAUUGCUCGGGAUAGCGAUACUCUACGACAUCAGCACGAUCAACUUACGGCUCGUCGAGAGUUAAAACAGCCAAAAGAUGCUGACAAUUUUCGUCUAAUGCUGGAAUGGGAGGUUACCCUUGACAGUCUCACAUAUUUGUGCUGUAACUUGACCAACCUGCCAAACUUCUUUCCACAAAAUUCGAUUAUCAUCGAGCUUACUGAUGGCUAUUACAGCUUACCCGAUGUAGUGAGUGAAGUACUUGGGUCGGAAAGUGAUGAUAGAACAGCCGUGGAAAAACUUCUUGCCAUCAAGCCAAAGCCAUCGUACACGUACAACCACAUUUUGAAGCUUAAUACAUUAUACGAGUGCAUUCUAGAUACCCAGAGAUCCAGUGCGGAUGUCCGAAAUAAUAUCGAAAGCGUAUUGCUGGCUGAGAAGGACAGAUUUUACAUGGCAAGGAAAAAGGGCGAGAAGGAGACUAUAGUGAAUUCAAGAAGGCGAAUAAUUGAUAAUGUGAAGCAAGAACAAAAUCAAGUAAAAUCCAAAAUCGAAUCAAUACGUAGGCAGAUUCAGGAAAGGGAACAGGCGUUAGGUAAUGCCAGAGAAAGUCUAAACACUGGUAGAGAAUAUUUGGAGGAAGGAGAGCGAAAUUUAGAACGAAACAAAGACAUGCAUAAAAAGACGGUGGCAGGACUCACAACACGACGAAAAGAGCUGAUCGCUGAUAUGUUUUCAAUAUACCCCAUUGAUCAGGAUUACAAUGAUCCACAAUUGUAUCACAUUAGAGGCAUGCCUCUGCCAAACUCUGUUUAUACUGGAUAUGACGACGAAAUUGUGGCGACAGCACUUGGGUAUACUAGCCAUCUAGUUAAUAUGUUGGCAUAUUACCUUGCCAUACCACUUAGGUAUCCUAUUACACCUAUGGGAUCCAGAGCAUCAGUCAGGGAUCCAAUAUCGAUUUUGCAAGGAUCUAGAAGUUUCCCUUUAUAUGCUAAAGGGGUAGAUCGAUAUCGAUUUGAAUAUGGUGUAUUUUUGCUAAAUAAGAACAUUGAACAGCUGGUCAAUGCCCACGGACUUAUUGUCAUGGAUCUGCGUCAUACACUUCCUAAUAUACAUUAUCUCAUCCAAGCAGUACUGACUACGUCUGUAUCAACAACUCCAUCCUCAAUAUCUGUGCUCUCAAUAUCGUCCUAUGCGAGACACCGACGAGCGAAUAUGAAUCCCAAUACUCUACAACCAGGCAGUCUCAAGCAGGAAAUUUGAAGUCGGCAGCGGUUAGCGACAUUCUUUCCUACUGGCAUUCGAUUAUACACAGACACCAGCUCAUAAUUAUUAAGCAUCAUUCAUGCCAUUCAUUUUUGCGCGCUCAUCAUGUACAAAUUCAUCGAAUAAGCCCGUUUCUUUACAUAAUAAUGGUCAACGGCAUAUGCAUUAAUUAAAUGAACUUUACGCAUGUAUAUUAUAUAUUGCACUGCU
Umbelopsis ramanniana AG is the source of this 2416-nucleotide messenger RNA. RefSeq lists its product as uncharacterized. The transcript is spliced from 13 exons. The record is from RefSeq and is a predicted model, not a curated record. NCBI's taxonomy places the organism in Eukaryota, Fungi, Mucoromycota, Umbelopsidomycetes, Umbelopsidales, Umbelopsidaceae. Gene Ontology annotation, biological process: SNARE complex assembly. The coding region runs from base 140 to 2203 and encodes 687 amino acids. Gene Ontology annotation, cellular component: endosome; lytic vacuole; phosphatidylinositol 3-kinase complex, class III, type II. Gene Ontology annotation, molecular function: SNARE binding.